Molecule: messenger RNA, 1363 nt
Organism: Radiomyces spectabilis
Lineage: Eukaryota; Fungi; Mucoromycota; Mucoromycetes; Mucorales; Radiomycetaceae
Product: ribonuclease P 40kDa subunit-domain-containing protein
Exons: 8
Coding region: 80-1204 (374 amino acids)
Biological process (GO): tRNA 3'-end processing; endonucleolytic cleavage in ITS1 to separate SSU-rRNA from 5.8S rRNA and LSU-rRNA from tricistronic rRNA transcript (SSU-rRNA, 5.8S rRNA, LSU-rRNA); tRNA 5'-leader removal
Cellular component (GO): ribonuclease MRP complex; multimeric ribonuclease P complex
Molecular function (GO): ribonuclease P activity; ribonuclease MRP activity
Source: RefSeq, a predicted model, not a curated record
CUUUCAUCAAGUCUUACCAGUUUCUUCUGCUUUACUGACACUCAGCCAGUCAACUUCAUCGUAUUCUUUGUCCCGCCAAAUGAGUGAAGCAGCCUACCUAAACCAUCCGGAAAUACCAACAGGUCAUGCCGACGUAUCAGCCCUUGACUUGAACAAACACACGAUCGAGUGGCAAGCGACGAUCGACAACCAUCCUUUCAAUCACAAGCUCGCUAUAUUUUUACCGUUUUGCACAGCAGACAAGGCACGCCAGCAUUUGCAGCACGAUGUUGGCGCCUACUACAAAGUGGAAGCAAAACUGUCUGAUCUUUUGGAACCUGGUUUUUGUGAUCUGCAGAUUCAGUCGCCAAGCCGACGUUUUAUCUUUCACAGUAUCGAUACACAAUUGGACACGGACGACGUUGUCGUAUUGGAUCUCAAUGGUAACCUGACGUUCAGCCUGCUAAAGUCCACAUACGAAGAAUUGGGAUUGGAGGGCCGAAAGCAAAGCAGGGGAGACGUACGAAGACAAAAACAUAUUGUCCAGAUCAAUCUUAGGGAUGCCAAGAUGAAACCUGGCGACAAGCGAUACGAUCGAUUACUAUGGUGUCUCCAAAACAAUUUGGACCGUCCAUUCAAAAUAGUCGCUGCUCUUAUUGACACAGAAACCGGCAAUACAGAAGAUAUCCCAUGGCCAAAGAAUAUUAGGGCUGAGAAAGUGCCUUUCCAAUGCGAAUACACCGAAUUAUCAGGCGUGAAUAUCCCAUCUUUUGAAGGCUUAAAUCAGGACGGACAAGUAGUGGAUGAUUGGCUGCACCGAGUGUCUCUUGCAAUGGAAUGGCUUGGUCUCGCACAUGUGAGAGCGAAACGAUUAAGAGACAGUGAUCGAUCCGAACCUUAUAUUUCAGUGUACAAGGAACCGCAGCCAUCGGUUCAAAACGCCCAAGGAACGUUGGUCCAAUGGAAAGGGCUUAUCCCACCAUCCUUCAUCAAACAGGUCAUGAUUAACCUGAGAAAAAUGAUGUUGGGGCACGCUGUCGAAAGCUGGGCUUCCUUGACGGUGUGGGGUUUUCGCGACUCACCAUUCACUUGGAAUGAUACCCAGCAUUACCACUUUUUGAACGGCGAGAACGAUUACACGUUCUUCCUGCAACCAUGCGAGAAUGACACCCAAAAAGCGGUUAGUUAUGUGGCCUAUGGCAGUCAUCACAGCAAUUAUCGAUGAGAAAAACAGAUGUACAUAUCGUAGCUCCUUUUACAUAGAUUUUAACCGCAAAAAAAAAAAAAAUCACAUCAUUUAUUGCUUGUUGACAAGCGCAAAAUAUUUGGCGAAAAUACCAACAGCGACAAGGCCGGUGGAUAAUACAGCCACAAUAUUGGCAAU